UCACUAAAUCACCUCCAGGUGGUGGUCAAAUUGCUGAUAUCAAGAUCCUUAAAUCGCUUGUUAGUUACCUUUGGAUGAAAGAUAAUCUUGAAUUUCAGCUUCGGGUUGUUGCUGCAACUUUUUUACUUGUUGGAGCUAAGCCUCUAGCCACCCGUUUUCGCCGCCACCCACCGCUUGUUCUGUAUGACUCGCCUCCCCUGUUCUGCUGAGACCACUUAAAGCUUGUGGGUCCUACGGACAAUAUCAUCUACAUAACAUUUUGCCUCAGGGGAGUAUGGUCUCGUAUGCAAGUUACAAAAAGACAUUGGAUGGUCGAAAGCAAUCACAUCGAGCUUGGUUCGGAAAAUUCAACAAGGUUAUUCAAAAUUUUGGCAUGAUUCGUUGUGAAGCAGAUCAUUCUGUAUUCUUUAGACGUUCAUCUUUGAACAAAGUCGUUAUCUUGCGGUAUAUAUGUAUAUAUGAUAUUGUUAUCACUAGCGAUGAUCAAGAAGACAUUAAAGACCUAAAGUAACACUUAUUCAACCACUUUCUCACUCAAGAUUUCAGUCAAUUGUGGUAUUUUCUUGGGAUUGAAGUUGCUCAGUCUCAUGAAGACAUUGCUAUUUCUCAGAGAAAAUAUGUUCUUGAUAUCUUGAAAGAGACAUGGAUUCUUGAUUCUAAUCCAGUUGAUACUUCCAUAGAACCUAAUGUGAAGCUUCUACAUAAUCAAGGAGAGCCAUAUCCUAACCUAGGCAGAUAGAUGAGGUUAGUUGGGAAACCGAAUUAUCUUACUAUGACCAGACCGUAUAUUUCGUUUUCUGUUGGUGUUGUGAAUCUAUUUAUAAACUCACCUUGUGAUAGUAAUUGGAAUGUCGUGGUUCGGAAAGGUCACUUGGGAAAUGACUUGUUUAUUUCGACAGAGGCCAUACCAACAUUGUUGUAUAUUCAAAUGCAGAUUGGGAAGAUGAUGUUAUUGAUAGAAGAUCAACAUCAAGUUAUUGUAUUUUGAUUGGAGGAAACUUAAUCUCAUGGAAAAGUAAAAAGCAAACUGUUGUUGCAAGGUCAAGUACAGAGAUAGAGUAGUGUGCUAUGUCCUACACUACCAGUGAACUUUUAUGGUUGAACUAUUUAUUACAAGAGUUGAAAUUUUAUGAGCUUGGCCCUAUGGAACUUAUGUUUGAUAAUGAAUCGACAUUUUAUCUUUCUAUAAAUCCUGUUUUUCAAGAGAGGAUUUAAGAAAUAGAAGUUGAUCGUCUCUUUAUGACAAAGAAGAUCCUUUCUGACAUCAUUAAAACCUUUUCAAUGAGCUCAAAUAAUCAAUUAGCCGAUAUCUUCACCAAACCUCUACGUGGACCUCAGGUUUUGAAUGUUCAGGUCCCUUUCUUAUUCAAGCUUGGAGUUGAUUGGUUGAAUACUGCCACAGGCAAUGCUAGUGUUGUUGCUUCGAAUCCUACUAUGAUGGCACUUUUUGCUACCCCCAUGGCAGUGUUGAUUGGAUAUGGGAUUGCACGUUCUGGAGCUUCUGCUUUCAAUGAACUGCGGAAUGCUUUGUUUUCUAAGGUAGCACUGCGGACAAUUCGUUUAGUUUCAAGGAAGGUCUUUUCACAUUUGCAUGACCUUGACCUUCGAUAUCAUCUAAGUCGAGAAACUGGUGCAUUAAGUCGAACAAUUGAUCGUGGUAGCGGUGCAAUAAAUUUUAUUCUCUCCUCUACGUUGUUCAACAUAGUACCCACCAUAUUAGAGAUAUCUAUGGUAUCAGGUAUAUUGGCCUACAAAUAUGGAGCACCUUUUGCGUGGAUUACUUCCCUGUCAGUAGCUGCAUAUAUUGGUUUUACACUUUCUAUCACACAGUGGAGGACUAAAUUCAGGAAAGCCAUGAAUAAGGCUGAUAACGACGCUAGUACUAGGGCUAUUGAUUCACUUAUUAAUUAUGAGACGGUCAAAUACUUCAAUAAUGAAGUUCAUGAAACUGAUCAUUAUGACAAGUACCUAAUGAGGUAUGAGGAUGCUGCUCAGAAAAGCGAACAGAGUCUUUCUUUGUUGAACUUUGGUCAAACCGCUAUAUUUAGUACUGCUCUUUCAACAGCAAUGGUUUUGUGUUCUCAUGGGAUCAUGAAUGGCACAAUGACUGUUGGUGAUUUGGUGAUGGUAAAUGGGCUUCUCUUCCAACUAUCUCUUCCACUCUAUUUCCUUGGUGGUGUUUAUCGUGCAACUAUACAAAGCCUAAUCGACAUGAAAGCCAUGUUCCAGUUACUUGAGGAAAAAGCAGACAUUAAGGAUAAAGAAAAUGCAAAGCCUCUAAGAUUUAAUGGGGGAAAGAUCCAAUUUGAGAAUGUACAUUUUAGUUACCUCACAGAAAGAAAGAUACUAGAUGGAAUAUCACUAGUUGUGCCAGCUGGUAAAAGUGUUGCAAUUGUUGGGACUAGUGGAAGUGGAAAAUCUACCCUUCUCAGAAUGCUAUUCAGAUUUUUUGAUCCCCAUUCUGGAAGUAUAAAGAUAGAUGAUCAAGAUAUUCGGGAUGUAUCCCUUGAGAGUUUACGGAAGUCUAUUGGUGUUGUUCCACAAGAUACUGUACUUUUCAAUGAUACCAUAUUUCAUAACAUUCACUAUGGUCGGCUUUCAGCAACAAAAGAGGAGGUCUAUGAAGCCGCCCGGAAAGCAGCAAUCCAUGACACUAUCACGAGUUUUCCUGAAAAAUACUCCACUGUUGUGGGAGAACGAGGGCUAAAGUUAAGUGGUGGUGAGAAACAACGUGUUUCCCUUGCUCGAGCAUUCUUAAAAUCACCUGCAAUACUGUUGUGUGAUGAAGCUACAAGUGCUCUUGACAGCACAACAGAAGCAGAGAUUUUAAGUGCAUUGAAGUCAGUAUCAACUAAUCGAACUUCCAUAUUCAUCGCUCACAGGCUCACCACUGCAAUGCAGUGUGAUGAGAUCAUUGUUUUGGAAAAUGGAAAGGUGGUUGAGCAUGGACCACAUGAAGUGCUCUUAGCAAAUGCAGGAAGAUAUGCACAACUUUGGGGACAGCAAAAUAACACUAUUGAUGUAAUUGAUACAGCCAUCAAGGUGGGAGCAUAAAGAUAACAGAAAGUGUAUUCCUUGCUCUUCAAGAAAGAGGAAGAACAUUGCACAAUGUUAAUAGCGCAUGUAUUGAAGACCAUUGUUUAGUGAUACUGUGUCAGAUGCAAGAUCUCUUCAGCACAAGUAUCACAUUCCUUAUCGUUGGGUUAUCACAUCGAUUUGCUAUCAAGGCGUAUUUCAUAAAUUCGCACAUAAUUUAUUGGUGUUCAAAGGCACACAUCAGUGUUAUAGAUAAAGGAAGUUGAGUCGUCUUUCCACGGACAGCAAGAUUUUGUAUUGUCUAUAUUUAGAUUAUAAAUUGUAUACGGAGUGCUAGACUGACAAGUAACAGGUAUAUAUACUGCUCAUUUUGCAGCUGAUUUUUUACAUUAUUGUAGAGUGGUAUAAUUCAAUAGUCUUAUUCCAGAAAGAGAUGGAUUGUUCUCUUUCCUCAUAAAGAAGUGAUUCUUAUGAAAAACACAUUUCAGUAGAUUCGAUUCUUAUGGAUGUUGAUGUAAAAUUAGAUUAUAUGAAAAUAAAGAAAAAGAGACAAAAAGUUAUUAA
This is a messenger RNA of Medicago truncatula (barrel medic), 3600 nucleotides long. RefSeq names its product ABC transporter B family member 25, mitochondrial. Gene Ontology annotation, molecular function: ATP binding; ATP hydrolysis activity; ABC-type transporter activity. Gene Ontology annotation, cellular component: mitochondrial inner membrane. Lineage: Eukaryota; Viridiplantae; Streptophyta; Magnoliopsida; Fabales; Fabaceae. Gene Ontology annotation, biological process: intracellular iron ion homeostasis; transmembrane transport. The record is from RefSeq and is a predicted model, not a curated record. Bases 1240 to 3054 code for a protein of 604 amino acids. The transcript is spliced from 20 exons.